Messenger RNA from Quercus lobata, 1014 nucleotides. Its product is annotated as premnaspirodiene oxygenase-like. The transcript has a single exon. Bases 1 to 1014 code for a protein of 337 amino acids. The record is from RefSeq and is a predicted model, not a curated record. Lineage: Eukaryota; Viridiplantae; Streptophyta; Magnoliopsida; Fagales; Fagaceae. Gene Ontology annotation, molecular function: iron ion binding; oxidoreductase activity, acting on paired donors, with incorporation or reduction of molecular oxygen; heme binding.
AUGGCCCUUCAACUUUCAUUGGUGUUUACCGCCUUUCUUAUUUUACUCUCUUUGUUUUGGCUAUUAAAGGUAUGCAGAAGACUUAAACCUCAGAACAAAGUUCAGGAGUUGCCACCAGGGCCAAGAAAGUUACCACUAAUAGGAAACUUGCACAACUUAAUUGGCUCACUACCACACCAUGCUCUGCAGCAACUAGCAGGGGAACAUGGACCCCUUAUGCACCUACAGCUGCGCGAAAUUUCUGCAAUUGUGGUAUCAUCACCUAGGUUGGCCAAAGAGGUCAUGCAGACACAUGAUCUUGCCUUUGCGCAGAGACCAGAAAUUCUUGCGCCUAAAAUUAUAAGCUACGGUGGCUCAGACAUUGCCUUUUCUCCAUAUGGUGAUUACUGGAGGCAAAUGCGAAAGGUUUGCAUGUUGGAACUCCUGAGUGCCAAGAGGGUCAAAUCCUUCUCUUCUCUUAGAGAAGAAGAAAUUAGUAAUCUCAUUGAGUCAAUCCACUCAUCUUCAGGAUCACCAAUCAAUUUUACUGAAAAAAAAAAUUGCUCUUUGACAAGUACCAUUGUAUGUAGAGCAGCAUUCGGUACCAAAUGCAAAGAUGAAGAUGAAUUUACAUUGCUGGCCAGGGAAUCUGCAGCCUUGGCUGGGGGUUUUGACAUAGCUGAUUUGUUCCCUUCGAAAAAGUUUCUUCAUGUGGUUAGUGGGUUGAAAUUUAAACUAGAGAAGAUUCAUGGGAAGGUUGACAAGAUCCUAGACAAUAUCAUCAAUGACCACAGGGAGAACCCAAUGAGUGCAGAGACUAGCAAGGGUGAACUUUGGAAGGAGGAACUUCACCUUCACAUGCAAGGUAGACGGUACAGCUCCCAUGCUGUGGAUCCAGGGCCGACCGAGGAUCGCAAUGUAUGGGGAGAAGGAAUUCAUCACAAUGAAGUUUACCAUUACCUCUUUUCCAUCAGUAUUAAUGGGCAAGGAGAUCUGUCCCUCAGGGAUCACCACUCUACCAUCAAAUCCUAUUAA